AUGAACUUCUGCGCCAGUAGCGCACUAUGGUACACCAGAGCACUAACUCCUUGGCCCAUACAAUCCUUCAAUGCUUUGAACACGUUGAUGUUGUCCAAAACCGUGUUGGAGAACGGAUCUUCCUCGUACUCGUCGUCGUCCACGUCCAAAAGUCCAGAUUCUCUCUCCAAAAAUUGCAAUUGUAACUGUUUCAAUGCCUCAAACUCGAUGCUCAACAACGAAAAGAACCCUAAAACACUCACCUUGAGGUCGAAAACGUGCUUCAUCUUCGGAGCAAGCUUGAACCAGCUCAAGAUGAACGAUUCCAACGCUCCAGCCUCCAUCAGAGUCUGCACACACACAUUUGGGUUCACCACGAGCCCGGAAAUCACAACACCCAGCAAAGAGAUCUUGAAACUGUCCGACGAGUGCAUAGUGUCUUCCAAGGACAGUUUCUCCAGAAUCGUCUGCACCAAACGGCCACAGUACGGAGCAACCGACGACUUGUCCAGCGUUAGCACAAAAGUGGAUGCCAACUCGUCGGCUGCAUAA
Ogataea philodendri is the source of this 531-nucleotide messenger RNA. RefSeq lists its product as uncharacterized. The transcript has 3 exons. Lineage: Eukaryota; Fungi; Ascomycota; Pichiomycetes; Pichiales; Pichiaceae. Bases 1 to 531 code for a protein of 176 amino acids. The record is from RefSeq and is a predicted model, not a curated record.